AUGCUUUCAUUACCUACCCUUAUAUCCCUUGCCCUCGUCAGUGUCGGGCAUCUUUCGUCUUUCGUACAAGGUGCUUCAUUUGCAGUACAAGUGGGCGCUAAUGGUGCAUUGGAGUACUCUCCGUCGUCAAUCACUGCCACGGAUGGAGACGAGGUUGUAUUUACAUUCAACCCUAAAAACCACACGGUUACACAAACAUCGUUUGCGUCCCCAUGUGCACCACUCGAAGGUGGAUUCGACACAGGCUUUGUCCCCAUUUCUUCUGGCACAACUACAAAAACGUUCACCAUUCCUACGGGAACUGGCAACUCUCCACUCUGGUUCUCCUGCUCACAAAGUACACAUUGCCAGCAGGGUAUGGUCUUCGCCAUUAACCCACCUGCCGCUCCGGCUUCAGGUGUAGAUCAUACCUUCCCCGCGUUUAAAGCUAACGCGCAAGGCCUUGCGGGAAUCAACACUUCUCCUAACGCCGGUACAGGUGUACCAAGCCCAACACCGGGGACGCUUGGUUCACACGACCCCAGCACAGCGAGUGGGAGUGUUUUCUCCGCCGCAAGCGUAAACGACGGUGCUACGGGCUCUGCUACUAUCGCUGACGUGCCUACCACCACACAGCCGCUUCCGACAGGAGCAGCGGGAGCAGCGACGUUCUCUGCUAGCGAUUCCGGGAGCGGUAGUGCAGGAGCAAAUCCGACGUCGAGCGCGAAGAACAGCGCGGCGAAGGGUAGGGGUGGUGCGGUCAAGGAGAGUGCGAUGCUUGUUGGUGCAGUAUUUUUCAUCUUUGUAGGGUUUUUGUGA
Messenger RNA from Psilocybe cubensis, 798 nucleotides. RefSeq names its product putative GPI-anchored cupredoxin. The transcript is spliced from 3 exons. The record is from RefSeq and is a predicted model, not a curated record. Lineage: Eukaryota; Fungi; Basidiomycota; Agaricomycetes; Agaricales; Agrocybaceae. The coding region runs from base 1 to 798 and encodes 265 amino acids.